ACUUGUCGUAAUGAACCUGCCGAAUUGGGUGUGUCCCGAAACGGGAUCAAUAUUACAACGUUGGAACCACAACAACGGACCACAGCAAAUCUAAAAUCCGCACCACAACAACCUGCCAUCCAGGUAUCAGAACCACCGUGA
Echinostoma caproni is the source of this 141-nucleotide messenger RNA. NCBI's taxonomy places the organism in Eukaryota, Metazoa, Platyhelminthes, Trematoda, Plagiorchiida, Echinostomatidae. The record is from the annotation of a GenBank genome assembly.